AUGCUUCGCGCCCGCCGCUACCGAGCGCAUCUCGUAUUCGCCGCGAUCUUUCUCCUGGCUUUGCUGCAUUUCACUCGGUCGCGCCAUUGGUCCGACUCGGUCAUUCUCGAGUCUCCGGAGGAUAAGCCGCCCGCGCCCGCCUAUCCUAAUGCUAAACUAGACGAGUCAACGCCGCCAUCGAAACCCCCUGCCAACAACGACGCCUACAAAUACACCCCGUUCGUGCCCCACGACAGCUCCCCCGGAUCGACAUCAUCUACCGAGGAACUCCAGAAACCCAAGGAGCCGGCCGCGCCAAACACUCAUGUGAAUGGAGAAUCGUCGAUCAAGAAUACUGAGCCAUUCGACCCUCCUCAUACUAUACUGAGGGAUCGCAAAAUGCCCAGAUUCCUCCCCCCCAAGUUGGAGUCGUUGUCGGACGAAGCCGCCGAAGAUGAUGCACGUUACAAGUCAACACUCCCCGCCAUCACAGCCGAGGAUACGACGCCGCAUUGGAAGAAAUUCCCUGAGAAAUACCCCGUUUCGUCGGCCAAUCUGAUCAAGCUGCCCAAGGGUCCAGCCCAACCCAUCCCCAAACUGCAGGCCAAGUUCAAGGAUGAGUCGACAGUCGAUAAGCAGGAGCGGCUGCAGCAGUUAAGUGCAGUCAAGGCGGAGUUUGUGCAUGCAUGGCAAGGGUACAAAAAGUACGCCAUGGGUGAGGAUGAGCUCAUGCCACUGACCGCGCAGGCGAAGAAUCCUUUCAUGGGCUGGGGUGCGACAUUGGUGGACUCACUCGAUUCACUCUGGAUCAUGGAUUUGAAGGAUGAAUUCUCAGCGGCCGUGGAUGAGAUCAAGAAGAUUGACUUCACGACCUCCUCCUACCGAAAUGAUAUUCCCGUCUUUGAGACCGUGAUCCGGUAUUUGGGCGGCUUGUUGGGUGCGUAUGAUAUCUCUGGUCAACGCUACUCUGACUUGCUGGAGAAGGCCGAGGAGUUGGCGGAAAUCCUGAUCGACAUCUUCGACACGCCGAACCGCAUGCCUGAAUUAUAUUAUAACUGGGGCGCUAACGAGAAAAACCGUGGCCACGCAGCUUCAAUGACCUCUGGUCUGGCGGAGAUUGGAUCUCUUUCCAUGGAAUUUACCCGCUUGGCACAAUUGACCAAAAAAGACAAAUACUACGAUGCGAUUGCCCGUAUUACCAAUGAGCUAGAAUCUCUGCAAGAUUCUACCAGCAUUCCUGGCCUGUGGCCCAUGCGAGUCAACGCCCGAGGUUGUGCUACGACUGCUGGUACCAAUGUUGGCCUUGGUAUUCCCACGAAGGGGUCGCCCUCACAUUCGACGCGCUCGAUGAAUACUACUAGUGGUCUCGAGUACCCCGGCAGCAUGGAAUUGAAGCGGGAGGCCGAUCUUGACUUGGAGGCUGCGGAACCUGCUACCUAUAAUCAUGGUUCGAGCAGCUCGAGCAGCGAUACAAGCUAUGGAGGCUCUAGUAGUGCAUGGGGAUCUAGCAGUGCUGAUCCUUCGACCUUUGAGCCCCAAGAACAGGACAAGUGCGAACUUGGUCUGCAGAUGCCCCCGUUUGCUCGUGACAACAAGUACACAAUGGGUGGCAUGGCCGACUCGACCUACGAAUACCUGCCCAAGGAGUUCCUCUUGUUGGGAGGUAAGAACGACCAAUACAAAAAGAUGUAUACUAAGGCGAUGGAUGCCAUCCGCAAACACCUCAUCUUCCGGCCCAUGACCAAGGGAGCUCGUGAUAUUCGUUUCGCCGCGGCCACCGGACCACUGGCCCUGUUAAACAAGGAGGGCCCCUUGCCUAAAGAUCUUGUCUAUGAAGGCGCACAUCUCACAUGUUUCAUCGGUGGCAUGGUUGCCGUUGGUGCCAAGAUCUUCGACCUCCACAGCGACAUGGAGCUCGCAUAUAAGCUAACUGAUGGCUGCGUGUGGGCAUACGAAUCGACCACAACCGGCCUCAUGCCAGAGACUUUCAAGAUGAAGCCUUGUGGUGGAGAGACGCCUUGUGACUGGGAUGAAGCUCAUUACGCUAGCCCUUCCUUGGCUGACCAUGCUGACUAUCGGGAUUCAGAGGCUGCAGCUCAGUUCCGUAGCGGCGAGAGCACUUACGGAGAGCGCGUGAAGCUGAACUCCCAAAGUCGUCCGUCAAAACCCGCUGCUGCUGCUGCUGCUGCUGCUGCUCCUGCUGCCGCCGAAGACAUUGCUGUUCCUCUUCCCAUGCCGGGAUCGCUAAACCCUCAUGAUGACGGCCUUUCCUGGAAGCGUGAUCUAUCCAAUCUUGGUGCAGCCGCAACAGCAGCUGCCCACCCCGUUGCCAAACCCACGCCUACUCACCGCGCUAGCGACGCGGAUAGUCUCUUGAACAGGGACACCACAGGCGUGCCGGGCACCGCUAAGUCAAACGCCCCCUCGCGAACCAGUAUCUACGAUCGCUUCCCGCCUGGGAUGGUCAGUAUUGGCAGCCCUGGCUACUACCUACGGCCCGAGGCGAUUGAAUCCGUCUUCAUCAUGUACCGAUUGACUGGCGACAAGUAUUGGCGCCAAAAGGGUUGGAAGAUGUUCCAGUCAGUCGUGAAGCACACCCACACCGAGCAUGGAAACGCAGCUAUCAACGACAUCACGUCCGAGAAACCCUUGCACAAGAAUUCAAUGGAGUCGUUCUGGCUAGCUGAGACGCUCAAGUACUUCUACCUCCUAUUUGCCGACCCUACCGUGCUCGACCUUGAUAAAUACGUCCUCAAUACCGAGGCACACCCCUUCUUGCGCCCGAUUUCAUGA
Penicillium waksmanii is the source of this 2772-nucleotide messenger RNA. Its product is annotated as class I alpha-mannosidase 1A. Gene Ontology annotation, cellular component: Golgi membrane; endoplasmic reticulum. Gene Ontology annotation, molecular function: mannosyl-oligosaccharide 1,2-alpha-mannosidase activity; calcium ion binding. NCBI's taxonomy places the organism in Eukaryota, Fungi, Ascomycota, Eurotiomycetes, Eurotiales, Aspergillaceae. Gene Ontology annotation, biological process: N-glycan processing; carbohydrate metabolic process. The coding region runs from base 1 to 2772 and encodes 923 amino acids. The record is from RefSeq and is a predicted model, not a curated record. The transcript is spliced from 4 exons.